AUGCCUGGUAGACAAAACAAGACACGAGUGUACUUGACGCUGCAACAACGAUACGACGUCUUACGAAAACUAGAAGAUGGUUGUUCAUGGUCACAACUGGCUAAUUACUACAAUGUCACCGAUUCAACUAUUCGUCGCAUCAAAUCGAAUGAAGAUCAGAUACGGAAACAGUUACAGACAUCAGAAAUACACGAUCAGAAGAAGAUGCGGACACCUAUAUUUGAUGAAUUAGAUGCUCGUCUACACUCGUGGUUCCUACAGCGACGAGCAACAGGCAAACUUAUCACUGAUAUACAAUUCCAACAAAAAGCGAAACAAUUAAACGAAGAAUUUGGCGGCCCCUCGUCGUUUUCGGCCUCCAGAGGUUGGGUAUGGAGGUUUAAACGUAGACAUGGGAUUCGUUUGCUGAAGCUCCAUGGUGAGAAUAUAUUCUCCAACGCGAAGGGGGCGGAAGAAUUUUCCCUGUGCUUUCUACGGCGACUGAAAGAGGAAAAUAUAGACCUACAGAAUGUAUAUAAUAUGGAUGAAACUGGUCUAUUGUGGAAAGCUGUUUCGCAAGAAUCGUUGGUCCAUGCUGGAGAACAAAGAUUCCCCGGAAGUAAAACAAAAAAGGAUCGGGUCUCUGUAGGACUUUGCAUAAAUGCCACCGGAACGCACAAACUUCCGCUAAUCUUUAUCAACAAAUAUGAGAAACCGAGAGUCUUGAAACACUGCCAGAAUCAAUUGCCUGUUAUUUUCAUGGCUCAAAAAAAUGGUUUUAUGGAUCAAAAAUUAUUCGCGGAAUGGUUGAAAAACCAUUUCGAACCGGCCGUAAAAAAACACCAACUCGAAAGGGGUACUCCCGGAAAAGUACUGUUAUUACUACAUCGUUGCGAAACUCACACACUUCUGCCGGAUGAACAAAGACAGGACAACAGUUUUGAAAUAGUAUACUUUCCGUCGUUUACGACGUCCAUUCUACAGCCAAUGAACCAGGGAAUAUUUGAUACGAUGAAAAAAUCCUAUUACCAUCGUAUGCUGAAGAAAAUUUUGGAACUUCCCGGCGGAGUGGAAGAAUUUUAUAAGGACUUUGACAUAAAGGAUUGCAUUGAUAUACUCACCGAAACCUGGGCGGAUAUCUCGCCAAGUACUAUCUGGAAGUCAUGGGAGAAAAUGUUAGGAAUGGAUACGUUGGAACAAGAAGCACGAGAAAACCAAGAAAAUGGCUUCUUCCGCGCACCAGUCAUGACUGCUAUUUCAACUCCAGUAAAUACAAAUGUAGAGGAAAUGGUUAUUCAACAAGAAUUAGAAUCGCUUUCCACCUGCAGCGAAACCGAGGAUAUUUCAGAUUUGGAUGUCAACGAACAAGAAGGCAACGAAAAAUCGUGUUCUGAACGAGGGCCGCACCUAGACGAGGAAAAAAUAGAUAAAAUGUUUAAAAACCUACUUUUGUGGUCGAAAAAUCAACCUAUCUUUAUUAAAAUUCAGGUGCAGGCAUUGCAAGAUUUUUAUCAACAUACACGAAGAUAA
This is a messenger RNA of Colletes gigas, 1509 nucleotides long. RefSeq names its product jerky protein homolog-like. Gene Ontology annotation, molecular function: DNA binding. Gene Ontology annotation, cellular component: nucleus. The coding region runs from base 1 to 1509 and encodes 502 amino acids. The record is from RefSeq and is a predicted model, not a curated record. The transcript has a single exon. Lineage: Eukaryota; Metazoa; Arthropoda; Insecta; Hymenoptera; Colletidae.